Podarcis lilfordi (Lilford's wall lizard) is the source of this 23296-nucleotide messenger RNA. NCBI's taxonomy places the organism in Eukaryota, Metazoa, Chordata, Lepidosauria, Squamata, Lacertidae. The record is from the annotation of a GenBank genome assembly.
GAGCGACUGUGGCGGUUCCUGGCGGGGAAAAUGGUCGGGGGAGACAGCGCCGAGGGAGGCGCAGGCUGCUGCUCUGCGGCCGUCGGGGCGGACGCGGCGACUUCAAAGCUGAACCGCGACAAGAGGCUGGUGUGCGUGGAGUACCCAGGCGUUGUGCAGGACGUGGACAAGACGCUGCUGACGCUGGGCGGAGAGGAAGGGGUCUCUAGGGUAAGGAUGGGGAGUGGGCGUCCUCUGAAGAAUGGCUCUUCCUUCUCCCCGCUCAGGUGUCUGAGAGGCAAAGCUGCCGUGGGGCGCGGGGCGGGGUCUCAAGCCAGCCAGCAUUCGGAUGCCCCGGCACCCGUGCCUGGUUACAUCGGACACUUUGCGCGUUCCUUGUGGAACUCUUCUCUCCCAGGGAGUUUUCGUGACAGAGUUUCUCUCUCUUGCUCAGAGCCUCCAGAGGCAGGGCUGAAAAGUUGGACCCCAUGGGAGUUGAGGAGUGCUUUUACUGUUACCACGCACACCAUUUCCAUUUAGCUCAUCAUCAUCAUCAGUUUUUCAUCGCCACAUCUAUAUCCUACCUUCCCCCAGGGAGUUCAAGGUGGCAUGCAUGAUUCUCCCUCUUCCUGUUAUUUCCUCACAACAACUCAGUGAGGGAGGUUGCCCCCUAGGUCAGGAUUUGAACCCUUGUCUUCCAAGGACUUAAUGGCAGUUUAAAGAAGUGGCAGGUUGGGGAUCUUGCUUGUGUAUGGCUAAUCAUAAAUGAAUAUUUUCCAGAAGUGUCCCUUGUCUAUGUUGAGAUAUUUCCCCUACGGAAGAUCAUUCUGCUCGGAAGAGGCUUCUGGUUACCCGAGGCAAGAGGGAGCCUCAUACUUAACAUCCCCUUCACACCCUCUUUAUCUCUCAUUUUGAAAAGGAAAGGGUGAUCUGAAUUGCUGUUCUGCGUGGUGGGGGUGAUUGUGGAAAGGGGGGUGAGCCAUUCAGGGUUGCCGUACAUCUGGAUUUCCCUGGCCGUAUACAGAAUAUAGCAGUCAGCAGCAGUGUCCGACCGGGAAACUCCAGAUGUAUGUCAGCCCAUACCAUACAGCCCAGCAACUUUGGCAAAAAAAUUAAAUCACAUCUCAACAACUUUUCCAAAUACAGUGGUACCUCUGAAUGCGAACGGGAUCCGUUCCGGAGCCCCGUUCGCAUCCUGAAGCGAAUGCAACCCGCGCCUGUGCAGGUCACGAUUCGCCGCUUCCACGCAUGCGUGUGAUGUCAUUUUGAGUGUCUGCGCAUGUGUGAGCAGCGAAACCCGGAAGUAACGCACUCCGUUACUUCUGGGUUGCCACGGAGUGUAACCUAAAAGCGCUCAACCUGAAGCACAUUUAACUCGAGGUAUGACUGUGCAGUGGUACCUCUGGUUGCGAACAGGAUCCGUGUGACGUCAUUUUGCGCGUCUGCGCAUGCGCGAGUGACGAAACCUGGAAGUAACCGUUUCCGGUACUUCCAGGUCGCCGUGGGACGUAACCUGAAAGAACGUAACAUGAAGCAGACGUAACCAGAGGUACCACUGUAAAGCUCAAUUACUUUUCUGUCUGGAUUUUAACUGUUUGAAAUAUGACAACCCUACAUUGUAGGGGUUGGAUUAUAUCCAACUCAGGGUGAGAAACCACUGGCCCCUGGGGGUCAGCUUGUUGUGCAUUUGGUCCACAGCUUCACUUCAGCCCAGCCCACCCUCUCUUGUCUGAGAGCCCCCAGCCUGCUGCAUUACCAUGCUGGUUUGGGAGGAAGCAAAACCUAAUUUUCCCUCACUCAUGUGCUGGCAGAAUGACCUAGCCUUUAUUUACGUUAUUGGUUGUGUGCAUACUUUUCAGAUCUACACUGACCCCAGCCGAAGACUCGAGCUCUACUUCCGCCCCAAGGACCCCUACUGCCACCCUGUGUGUGCCAACCGCUUCCCGACAUCUUCCAUGUUGCUGAAAGUUAAAAAGAAAAUGAGGAGGAAACGGACAGAAGCAGGAGAUUUUGAGGAAGAUGUCAGUUUUGAAGUAGACGUUCUUGGCAUUGUUACCACAGUUUAUAAGUUUCAAGGUAAUGAUUCCUUUCUCUAAGGCAGGGAUGAGGAACCUGUGUGGUCCUCCAGAUGCAUGGCGAGAGGACCAGGGAUGAUGAAUGUUGUACCUCAACAUUUGGAGGACCUCACCCCCUUUGCAGUAAGGAAAGAUUUGCCUCCAUCAUAAGACUCUGUAAAUUUCAGUUCAGCCCUACUUCCUUGCCUCAGGGAUUCUCACUGGGUGUGCUGUCUGGUGGCACCAAGGAGACCCCAUGAAUACGGUGGGGGGGGGGCUGCCUGAAUAAACCAGGGAUUUCUUCAGUAAACACACCAUUGUGAUCAGAACAACAGCCUCUUGGGAUCUCACAAAAGUAGAAUCCACAGUCUUAUAAAUUACACAGGCUUAUAUAGAGGCAUUGGGACGCGGGUGGCGCUGUGGGUUAAACCACAGUGCCUAGGACCUGCCGAUCGCAAGGUCGGCGGUUCAAAUCCCCGCGGUGGGGUGCCCGUCGUUCGGUCCCAGCUCCUGCCCACCUAGCAGUUCGAAAGCACCCCAAAGUGCAAGUAGAUAAAUAGGGACUGCUAUCCAGUGGAAAGGUAAACGGCGUUUCCGUGUGCUGCGUUGGUUCGCCAGCUGCGGCUUAGUCACGCUGGCUACGUGACCUGGAAGCUGUCUCCGGACAAGCGCCGGCUCCCGGCCUCUUGAGCGAGAUGAGCGCGCAACCCUAGAGUCGGUCAUGACUGGCCCUGAUGGGCAGGGGUACCUUUACCUUUAUAUAGAGGCAUUAUCUCUACUUAGCUAUACACAGAUGUAGAAAUAAGGCUACACUCUCAGAGGAAAACCAUGGAGUAGACAGGAUGUCUACUUUCUAUCAAGCUGACUCAAUGCUGAGUGUUUUUCCUGCACAUUCUUGACACAUUCUUAAUAAAACAAUACACUUCCACACACUAUUUCACAGUUUUUACAUCUCUUCACAUGUAGGCUUUCUGUCAAAGCAUAUGGUAUAAUUUUCGCUACACCAGGCACCAUGUUAUUUCUGAUUGCAUGUCCAAAACAUUUUGAAUGUGAUUGCAUUGUGCAAAUCUCCGCAAGUUGCCACUUUGAGAGCUUCUUGGGUUGCUACAAAGCAGAAUCCCCAGUAUCUCCAGGUAGGACUGAAAGAGAGUCCUUCCUGAAAAACCAGAAAGUGGUUUCCAGUCAAUGUAGACAAUACUGAGGUAGAUGGACCAGUGGUCAGACUCAGUAUAAGGCAGUAUGUCCUGAAGAAUGUUAGUAUUCAAGCCUUUUAAAGAAAUUAAUAGAUGUUGAUUUGGUACUGAAUGAGAUGCCUGCUUCUUUUGUGCAAGUUCACUAAGUAGUGCAGUGAGGGAACAAUCUGUUGUGGUGAUCUGCACACUUUUGCCUCCUUCUCUCCAGGUAUGUCUGAUUUCCAGUAUUUGGCAGUGCACUCUGGACCAGAUGGCAAACAGACCUCCAUGUAUGACAAAGUCCUGAUGCUCAAGCCAGAGAAAGAGGAGUUCUUCCUGAGUGACCUUCCGCUUUAUAUCCCUCCACCCAUUUUCUCACGCUUGGACACUCCUGUGGACUAUUACUAUCGACCAGAAACGCAACAUAGGUCAGUGUCCUCUUAGGUAAAGGUAAGGGUAAAGGGACCCCUGACUGUUAAGUCCAGUUGCAGACGACUCUGGGGUUGUGGCACUCAUCUCGCUUUACUGGCCUAGGGAGCCGGCGUUUGUCCGCAGACAGUUUUUCGGGGUCAUGUGGCCAGCAUAAUUAAGCCGCUUCUGGAGAAACCAGAGCAGCACACGGAAACGCCGUUUACCUUCCCACCGGAGCGGUACCUAUUUAUCUACUUGCACUUUGACAUAGUUUCGAACUGCUAGGUGGGCAGGAGCUCAAACCGAACAACGGGAGCUCACCCCAUCACAGAGAUUCGAACCGCCGACCUUCUUUUGUAGGUGAUGGCAAAUCCACCUGCUGAGCAAUGGUCUCUGCUAUGGCAGGAUGAAUAUAUGUAGCAGCUACUAUGUUGGCUGAAUAUAGUUGCAGUUUAGGGUUGGACUUGGACAGUAGGGGGGAAAACCUCUGGUCCUCAGGCCAAACAUAGCCUUCUUGGCACCCAUAUCCAGCCAACUAGCUUAUUGAGCUCUGUCCUCUCCACAACCCCGCCUCUCAGCUGUGUGCCACAACAUCUGGAGGGCAACCCUUGAUCUAAGAAGUGGUAUUCCCCUCUUAAGGGAACUCCUAUUCUUUUUGGGGGGGGGGCAACAAACAGCUUUUUUCGUGUUCAAUAGUACAAUAUAACCAUAUUGGAACCAAAUAAAAAUGAAUAGUGUCUUAUGCAGUGUAGGUCCAGAGUAUAAAAAAGGAAGCUCUAUGGGAGAUUGACAAAGGGAUACACACACUGUUUCCAUUGUCCCCUGUACAAAUUAAAGAAGAUAUAGAAUAAUAAUGGAUAUCUUCACAUAAAAGUCAUAUUCAGCUGGCCCAAGUUCUGCAAAAGGCUGCCUGUUCCUGUUUAUUAUAAAGAUUCACCAGAUGGCUGCAAAGUCUUCAGGCUCCACUUCAUCUUUCCAGACUCUCAGAUGGUGUUUGAGUUUUUCAGAGGCAGCAAAAUUAAGAACUUCUUAAAACUAUCUGUCCAGAGUGAUAUUGGUUACAUUCUUCCACUCUUGUUCAGCUGCCAAGCAUGCUGCAACCAGCAGGGGCCCUGCCCUCCUUUAGAUUUGGCCCUGCCCACCACUGCCUAGCAUGUAGUCCCUAGAGUGCUACUCACAUAGAUCAAAAGAGUGCCCCGCACCUGUUGUACCUGGGAGCAACCUUCGAUACACCCCGAAGUCUCUAGUUGACUGUAGUGGCUAUUGGUUCUGACAGGUGCAACAGGCACCUGUAGAGAGCCCCUAUCCACCCUUCUUGGUACCUCUCCUGGCUUGCUUACCUGCCCAAUGCAUCACCUGACUUCUUCUGGCAGCAGGGAGGAACAACAAAGUCAGAGUGACUUCUGUGUUCCUCUCUGCUUCUAGGUUAAAUCAACAUGUGCUUGUUGCAGCUGUCAGAACUGAUAGUUGCUACAGACAUGCAGAGGCUUUUGGAUAUGUGGCAUUGAGGUAUGAACCCAGCUCUCAUUUCACUUGGGUUUGCAUACACAAAGGAGUUGAAACAAGGUAUUGGAGAGUGAAAUACAUACUUCUCUUUGAUGUCCAUGUGUUCCUUAGAUAUUCAUCAGUGCAGCUCAGAUCCCAGGGUUGGGACAGCCACAUUGUUGACAUUUGACAAGAGGUGGCUGUGCUUUCCAAUUCAUUAGAGGUAACAUUUGGAACACUUCUCAUGCUAACACCUUUGAUUUUUCUCACUGUUAUUCUUCAUAGCUCACUUUGCUAUAAAGUAUCUGAAAGCAAUUUAACAAUAAAAGCAUCAAUAAUCAAAACAAUUUCUAAUAUAAAAACAGUUAAAGCGAUGAUUGCUUUUUGUGAUUUUUAUUGCAAUAAAUAAUACCUACAACAUACAUAAAAAUGUUACCUUGGUUUCCCCUUUCACAAUAAGGAGAACAUAUGGUUGGACACUGUCAGUACAUUUCCCCUUCCUGUGUUAAAUAAAAAGUGCCUUUAGCUGUAAAAGCCAGUUAUUAUCUGGCUGUCAUCCUUCCCUGGCUGUUAUAUAACUUGCCAGUUUCAGCUAUCUGUCAGGUAAUUUCCAAACAGCCUUGAAAAAUAGGAGCAGUAGUCUUCCCACCCAGCCUGCUCUCAGAUGAACCAUGACUGCAUGUAGAAGAUUUCAGAUAAAUUCAAGAUUGCAAAGCUCAACUUUCCCCUCUUUAAAUAAGGUUAAUUCAUGAUAACAAGAUUCCCAUUAUUAGGUCCCUCCAGACUCCCCACAAACUGACAAAAAAAGGAGAAUCUAUUUAGCCUCAUAUCCACUAUACAUUUAUGUGAUGGGAUUAUGAGCUGCUUGUGCGUAAAAUCGUAUUCCCUCAGAGUUUGUUCAAGUCCACAAACCUCUGUCUGUGACUGAGCCCCUCUGACAUGGCUCCUCUUAGUCACUAGAAGAUUCCGACAGUGGUUGCUUUCGUAAUCGCUUCCAACAUAAAAGCUCCUUAACGGAAACACGUCUUCUGGACUCUCUGCGUGACAGUUUCCGGCGAGGAGUGGGUGUCGCUACAGGAGGUCCGGAAACCUCACCACUGUUUUCGCUGGAAGUAUCUCUGAGCCAUCCCCCAGCUCCUUUCCCUCAGUUCAGCUUCUCUCCCCUGCUGGUUUCCUCUUCAGCUGCUAAGUCUCUUCCAACCUGUCUGAGCCCUUUCACCUCCCUCAGUUCGGCUUCUCUCCCCCUGCUGGUUUCCUCUUCAGCUGCUAAGUCUCUUCCAACCUGUCUGAGUCCUUUCACCUCCAUUCAUACCGAUGGCAGUUCCAUGACAUCAACAACCCCUCCAGGGCCCCCUACACCCCCUAACGCCCCCACAACUCCGGGCGUUGAGGAGGCAAAAACCCCGGAAUGAACUUCCUUCAUCUUCCGAUGUCUCGAACACUUCUCUCCACCUGUUGCGGUUCCUGGUCUCGAAGCACUCCUCCUCCUCCGAGUCCAUCUCCCCUUCCCCUUCCGAUUCUGGGAAUCCUUCCAACUCCUCCUCCUCCUCAGUGGUCCCAAAGUAUUCCCUCCGGAACCUCUCCACAGGCUGAGGUUUCCGCGGGAACCUUUGAUGGAACAUUUCUAUCAAUACCUCGUCAUUGAUAUCUUUGGCCAUUACCCACGUGUUUUCUGACUCCGGUUCUCCUUCCCACGCUACCAAAUACUCCACCUGAUUCCCCUUCCACCUGGCAUCAAGGAUUUCUGCCACAUGACUGCUGCAUUCUCUUUCUUCUAUGACCGGUCCCCUAGUGGCCAUCCCUUCUCGUCCCCCCUCGUACGGUGACAGUAACGACCUGUGAAAUACUGGGUGCAGUUUCAUGUGGUUGGGUAACCGGAGCCUGAAAGCCACUGGGUUGACCUGUUGAAUGACCUCAAAGGGACCCAACCUCCUGGGUCUUAAUUUCUUACAACCUCCUUUGAACGGCAACCCUCGGGUUGACAGCCACACCCUCUCUCCAACCCUUAUGGUUUCACCUUCCCUUCGGUUCUUGUCUGCCUGCCUCUUGUAUUCUUCCUUCGCCCUUUCUAAGUUGAGUUGGAGCUGACGGUGGAUUGCUUCCAUUUCUUCUACAAAAUGCUCGGCUGCCGGUACGCUCCAUCUCUCCCUUCUCCCCUGGGAAAGCCCUGGGAUGACACCCAUAAUUAGCCAAGAAGGGGCUCAUCCCUGUGGACACAUUCUCGGCAUUGUUGUAGGCAAAUUCCGCCAGCGCCAACUUUUCUACCCAGUCAUUCUCUCUGUCAUUGACAUAACACCUCAGGUAUUGCUGGAGGACACCGUUUGCUCUUUCCGCCUGCCCGUUGGUUUCAGGGUGCCGGGCAGUCGAAAAGUUGACCUCCACCUGCAGUAAGCUCAUGAGCUUCCUCCAGAACCUGGAAGUAAAUUGUUUUCCUCGGUCUGAGACCACCCUCAAUGGCACCCCGUGCAACCUAAAAAUGUGUUCUACAAAUAACUUUGCUGUCUCUUCCGCCGUGACUGCAUGCGAGCAAGCUACAAAGUGGCACAUCUUUGUUAGUAGGUCUACCACCACCAUGAUGGCUGUUUUCCCUUUGGACUUCGGCAGAUCAGUCAUAAAAUCUAUCGACACUGCCUCCCAAGGUCGUUCUGGUGUUGGUAAGGGUUCUAAUAGCCCCGCCGGCGCCCGCCUUUCCCCUUUGGCUCGCUGGCACUGCUCGCACCCUCUUACAUACUCACGUACAUCCUCCCUCACCUUAGGCCACCAAAAUUCCCUGGUGACCAACCACAUGGUUUUGUGUUGCCCACAAUGCCCCCGCCGUGGGGCUGUCAUGCAACUGCUUGAGUACCCUCCCCCUGCAGUCUCCUUCAGGGAUAUACAGUGCCCCUUUGUAAUACAAAGCUCCAUUUCUUUCCUCGAAACCCCUUGAUUCCUCUCCCUCAUCCCUAAGACCUCUAAGCUUAUUCUGGGCGUAUUCAUCAUUCUCUGUUUCUUCUACCAGUUCUCUUUGUCCCACCAAUGCCGCCCCACACACCCAGCGGUCCUCUGGAAUGACAUGUCUCUCUUCGGGUGCUCCCUCCCCUCCAAAUAUUCAGGUUUGCGUGAGAGAGCGUCCGCCCUAAUAUUCUCUGGGCCUGGCACGUAACAAAUCUCAAAGUUAAAUUUGGAGAAUUCCUGAGCCCAUCUCACUUGCCGUUGGUUGAGCACUCGUGCCGUCCUCCAAUACUCUAGGUUCUUGUGGUCAGUGCACACUUGCACCUUAUGUUGUGCGCCAAUUAGCAGGUGCCUCCAUCUCCGGAACGCCUCAUGAAUGGCUAGUAGUUCUCGGUCAUACACCGUGUAGUUCCUCUCGGAUUUGUUCAGCUUUCGCGAAAAAAAGCACACGGUCUCCACUCUGACUCCUCCUUCCCUGGCUGGAGAAGCACCGCCCCAACCGCUCUGUCUGAUGCAUCAGUUUCCACUCUCAUCGGUUUUUGUAAAUCCACAUGCAGGAGCUGUUGUUCCGAGGCGAAGGCCCUUUUAGUUCCUCAAAUGCUUGCUCCGCCUCCUCCGUCCAAACGAACUUCUUCUUACUGCUGAGACAGUCCGUAAUGGGCGCCGUCAGGUGGGCAAAGUUUGGGAUGAACUUACGAUAGAAGUUCCCAAACCCUAAAAACCUCUGCACAUCCUUCCUUGUUUUGGGUGUUUUCCAUUCCAGUACCGCCUGGACCUUGCCGGGAUCCAUGGCCAACCCCUUGUCAGACAGGCGAUACCCCAGGAAUUCCACCUCCUUGGUAUGAAACUGACACUUCUCCAGUUUCACCCACAGCUGGUUGGCUUGCAGCCUGCUCAACACUUCUCUGACGUCUCUCACAUGCUGCUCCUCAUUCUCAGAAUACACCAACACGUCGUCUAAGAAGGCCACACAAUUCUUGUAAAGCAACGGCCCCAGGACGUGGUUCAUAAACGAUUGAAAUGUUGCGGAGCCUGCUUGUAGACCGAAGGGCAUAACUAAGUAUUCAAAUGCCCUAAAGGGGUGAACAUGGUGGUUUUCCAUUCAUCCCCCUUCCUUAUUCGUAUCAGGUUGUACGCCCCCUUAGAUCCAGCUUGGUGAAAAUCUUUCCCUUUCGCACCCUUGUCAAAAUGUCGUCAAUCCUGGGCAUCGGGAAGGCCACUGGUUCUGACACUGCAUUUAAGGCCCUGAAGUCACACACCAGUCUCGGCUUGUUCGCGUUUUGUUUGUCCACAAAAACACUGGGCUGCCCCCACCGCCCUGGACUCUCUGAUGAACCCUCUCUUCAGGUUCUUGUCAAUGAACUCUCUUAGCUCCUGCAUCUCUCUGUCUGACAUGGCGUACAGCUUGCCCACAGGGAGCUGUGCCCCAGGGAGCAAAUUGAUUUGACAGUCAAAGGCUCUAUGCGGUGGUAGUUGGUCAGCUUCCCUUUCGCUGAAGACGUCGCGGAGAUCUGCGUAUUGUCGUGGUACCUUCACGUUCUCCUUCACUUCAGUCCCUGCUAGGGUGGCUUGGGCCCCUGCCAAAACCUUUCCCUCUUUGCAAUGUUCUAAGCAAUGUGCUGACCCAAAAGAAACCACUCUCUGAUGCCAGCCCACCAGCGGAUCAUGUAACGCUAGCCAGCUCAUCCCCAAUAUAAUGGGAGCUCCUCCCAAGGUGGCCACAUUAAAAGCUAUCAGUUCAGUGUGCCUUGCCACCUUCAUUAUCAUUGGGACGGUCUGCAAGCUGACUUCUCCUCCCAACAGCUCCCUGCCAUCGAUCGUGGUUACCUGCAGGUGGUAGCUAAAAGGGAGCGUCUGUAUCUGGUGUUCAGCUGCAAACUCUUUGCUCAUGAAAUUGCAGGAGCUGCCUGAGUCCAACAGCGCCUUUAUCUUUAGAGGGUGUCCGUUUGGGAGCUCUAGUGUCACUUCUAUCACUAGGGCGGGUUUAGGAGGUUCUGGAGUGGGCACUUUCACUGCUCUUUGGCCUGGCUGCUGUGCCCCGACAAUGGCAGCCAGGCGUUGGCUUUUAGUUGCUCCGGUAUUUUUCCUCUCUUCCCUCCACAGCUCCCACCAUCCCUUGCCAUUCCUUCCUCUGGGGGCAGACUCUGGCAAAGUGCCCUGGCUGUUGGCAGAGAUAGCAUUUCCGGGCGCCUUUUCCAUCCUUCUUUCCCCCUCACUGGGCUUUGAAACUGCGCGCGCGCGCUGUUCCGAUUUCCAUCGGCUCUGCCGGCGGGACAGUUGGCUCUGGAAUUUCUGGAAUGCGGAACUCCUUCCAACGUUCCCCUUUCCCUUCCCGCCUCUCCAAUGCUCUCGCCUCCUGGCGCGCUCCUAUGGCCAGCGCUGAUUUGGUCAGCUGGUCCAUAGACUCCGCCCUGGGCGCCCGGGAAAGUUCAUCUUUCACAGCCGAAGAAAGCCCUUCUUCAAAGAGCAUUUGAAUGGGUUCCGCCGAUAAGUCCCACCCCAAUCUGUGUAUCAGCAUGGUGAACUCAGUCCAGUACUCACGUACAGAUCGGCUCCCCUGUUUGCAAGCCAUUAACUGUCUGCGCACCACUCCCUUUUCAAUAUCGCUGGAAAACAUCAGAUCCAUGGCGCGAAAGAACUUCAUCGUGUCCUUUAAGACGUCACUAUUAGCUGCCAUCAGGGGUCUAACCCAGUCUCUCGCCCCCUUUUCAAGAUGCCCAAUCACAAAAGCCACUCGUGAUUCCUCAUCAGGGAAAUCAUCAAACUGCAGAUUGAGGGCAUAUUGCAUUUCUGUCCGAAAGCUAUGAUAGUCUUUGGGCUCCCCCCCAAAUUUUUGCACCAAUCCUGGUACCUUUCUGGCGAGCUGGGUGGCUUUCUCCCUUUGUCUGCAUCUUGAGCCCUCCUCUCCUCCAGCCUCGCCGUCUGCAGCGCCAGCUGGACCUCCAACACUCGGUACCUUUCUUCCAGGCUUGGACCCGCUCCAGCCCCUGCUUCUCCGGUUCCUGCUGGGUUGCUCAUUAUGCCUUCUCCUGCACAAGCUGCGUUCAAAGACUGUCGGAAUGCUGUGAUGGGAUUAUGAGCUGCUUGUGCGUAAAAUCGUAUUCCCUCAGAGUUUGUUCAAGUCCACAAACCUCUGUCUGUGACUGAGCCCCUCUGACAUGGCUCCUCUUAGUCACUAGAAGAUUCCGACAGUGGUUGCUUUCGUAAUCGCUUCCAACAUAAAAGCUCCUUAACGGAAACACGUCUUCUGGACUCUCUGCGUGACAGUUUCCGGCGAGGAGUGGGUGUCGCUACAGGAGGUCCGGAAACCUCACCACUGUUUUCGCUGGAAGUAUCUCUGAGCCAUCCCCCCAGCUCCCUUUCCCUCAGUUCAGCUUCUCUCCCCCUGCUGGUUUCCUCUUCAGCUGCUAAGUCUCUUCCAACCUGUCUGAGCCCUUUCACCUCCCUCAGUUCAGCUUCUCUCCCCCUGCUGGUUUCCUCUUCAGCUGCUAAGUCUCUUCCAACCUGUCUGAGUCCUUUCACCUCCCUUCCUACCGAUGGCAGUUCCCUGACAAUUUAAAUAGUUUCUGGUUUAACAAUCAGUCCUCCUUCCUAGGGAACUGUGAGGAUUUCUCCUCCAGUAUCUGUUUUGAACCCAUUUCAAGGGCUGUAUUAUGGGAAGGGAUAUAAAUAGGCAGGACUAAGUGGCUCGUGAUCUGAUCCAGCAAGGUACUUAUUUGCCUUAACUAGCUGAAUGAAUGAAUUAUGGUAAUAAACCAAUAAAAUUUAGGGUAGGCAGAAUAAGGCUGCAAUCCUAUGUACACUUCCUGGGAGUAAGCCCCAUGAACACAGUGGGUGAUAAAAGUAGAUCCACUGAAAUUAAUGGACAUCUGUAAAUAACUUUCAAAGUGAGCUCCCUUCUAAAGAGGGGAUUGGUCCACAGCCUCGACCAUUGGGUUGAGUUUAUUUCAUACUCUUAUGUCAUGUUCCCAUUGGCCUUUGAUUUUGGUGAGGGGCCUGUAGUGUUUUGGAGUAGUAUUUUAUAUGUUGCCGAUACCGUCCCUUUGCUGUGUCCCUCUGUUGACAAUCGCCUAGUGGUUGCUGACUUGAUUUCUGGGUUGUUUAAGAAUGCAUGUAGUUGAUGAUAGGUCAGUCAGGAUAUUUGGUUGUCCAUUAGUUUGUUCUGUAUUUCUUGUGACGGUUGCCUUGUGGGGUUGCCUAGUCUUUUAGGCGGUAUAGCCUUUUAGGCUUGCCAUACCUUUACUUGAAAGCUUUGUGAUGCAUGGUGGAACUGUGGGUGGUAGGCUAGGGGGAUUAACAGGGAUAGGGCAGGGAACAAUGCUGAAGACUUGGAGUAGAUUUUUUAAGGGUUUAUAGGAAGUUGGGGCCAAAUUUCAAAUCUCUCGUUUCCUCUUAUUCAGUCUUCAUUUCUGGUGCUUUUUGGCAUGGCACCUUUGGGCCCAGGUUACAUUGGGCAGUGUGGAAGAGUCUCUUCAUAAUUUGUGUUGAAGAAAUAUAGCUCUAACUUUUCAGUAAUACAAGGGAAGAAAAAUAUCAAGUUUUAGUGGGUCUACUGGGUAGAGUUAUUAAUAAAGGAAGAAUCAAACUCUCUAGGCAACCUGAACAAAUUACAGUAUAAAAGACCAACAGAUUCUCUCCAGUUCUUUAAUGACAAAAUCCAACAUUAAAUAGAGUCUUAUUAAACUGGCCUGCUGCCUUACUAAAGAAGUUGAAAUUCAAGAGGCCCCCAUCCAUGUUAGCAUUCCACCAUGUCCUGAAGGCAAGUGUUCUGCUGAACAGAACUUGUGAUUUUAUUUCUCAAACUGGUUUUUGUUACUGUUUUAGUUGUUAAGCUUUUUAUUGUUUGUAUGGUUGUACAUCUUAAUUAAGGAUGUUUUAAUGACCCAAUGGAUUUAUUGUUGUGUAAGAUUUUUUUUUAUGGCCUCAGAGCUUUGUCUAAAUGGAUACAACAGUCUUCUUGAUAUUAACAAGGUCUGUUUCCAUUUUCUCAGUUCAAGGGAGUUUGGAGCUUUUUUAGGAGUGAAGCAGCUCAGACCAAGCUUUUAUGGGAGCUGAAGGCUCAACCCAUUCCUGGCUGUCAGGCAGGCUCUGAUCCAGGCAUGUGCUUACAUGCAUUUCCCCCUACUUUCGAGUGCCCACUCAUGGAACUAGCUAUCACUUAAGUUCCUGCCUGCCUCACUUCCUCUGUUACUGUGGCCAAGUGGUCAAGGCAGGGUGUGGGUUCUGAGAGCUAUGUGAGAAUCCAGGCAACUAGCGUGGGAGCCUCCAGUCCUGGGGCAUAGAUAUAAAGAUCUAUUGGCUCUUCAGUACUACUGAUCGUAUGGAGAUCCUUUGAAGUGGGGUCUGUGUGUCUCUGACCCCUGCUCUUCCUCUGAGGAGGUCAUAAGUUCCAGAUCUGGGAAGGGCUGAGUUCUGAGUCUCAUCAACACAUGGCAGCUCCAUGCUCACCAUCCUGAGUUCCACAAUUGAAGACACCAGUGUGAUAUAGAGCUUAGAGUGCUGGACUAGGGUUUUGGAGACCAGGGUGCAAGUACCUUGGGCAAAAAAAAUGAGAGGCACAAAUACAAGAUGGGUGACACCUGGCUUGAGAGCAGUACAUGUGAAAAGGAUCUAGGAGUCUUGGUUGACCACAAACUUGACAUGAGCCAACAGUGUGACGCGGCAGCUAAAAAAGCCAAUGCAAUUCUGGGCUGCAUCAAUAGGAGUAUAGCAUCUAGAUCAAGGGAAGUAAUAGUGCCACUGUAUUCUGCUCUGGUCAGACCUCACCUGGAGUACUGUGUCCAGUUCUGGGCACCACAGUUCAAGAAGGACACUGACAAACUGGAACAUGUCCAGAGGAGGGCAACCAAAAUGGUCAAAGGCCUGGAAACGAUGCCUUAUGAGGAACGGCUAAGGGAGCUGGGCAUGUUUAGCCUGGAGAAGAGGAGGUUAAGGGGUGAUAUGAUAGCCAUGUUCAAAUAUAUAAAAGGAUGUCACAUAGAGGAGGGAGAAAGGUUGUUUUCUGCUGCUCCAGAGAAGCAGACACGGAGCAAUGGAUCCAAACUACAAGAAAGAAGAUUCCACCUAAACAUUAGGAAGAACUUCCUGACAGUAAGAGCUGUUCGACAGUGGAAUUUGCUGCCAAGGAGUGUGGUGGAGUCUCCUUCUUUAGAGGUCUUUAAGCAGAGGCUUGACAACCAUAUGUCAGGAGUGCUCUGAUGGUGUUUCCUGCUUGGCAGGGGGUUGGACUCGAUGGCCCUUGUGGUCUAUUCCAACUCUAUGAUUCUAUGAUUCUACCUGCUCAGCCAUAAAACUCCCUGCGUGACCUUGGGUCAGUCACUCACUCUCAGUCUAACUUACCUCGCAGGGUUGUUGUGAGGAUAAAAUGGAGAGGUGGUAGAAGUGUGUACACCACCUUAAGCUCCUUGGAGAAAAGGUGGAAUAUAAAUAUAAUAAUAAAACAAAUAAAUAUAAAUGCAGGCAAUCAACCCACCACUUAGCAAAAUUCAUGUCUUUUUAAUGAACAGAUUCAUGAUUGCCUCUUCAGAAAUUCUCUGUUCAGAUAGCAGUUUAAAAGGGGGCAUUAGAAAAGAAAAAUAGAAAGAAAAUUACCUUUUUUUCAAAUUUUUUAAAUUUGAGUUGUCAUAAACAAAAAAGCAAGCAUUAUCCAAAUUUCACACAACUGCGUCGAAUGGGAUUCAUUUUUGUCAUUUCUGUUUCCCUCCCCUGCAGGGAAGGAUAUCAGAACCCCACGUUGUCCAGCGAAAACCUGAUAGGUCUCAGCCGGGCCCGUCGGCCCCACAAUGCCAUCUUUAUCAACUUUGAGGAUGAGGAGAUCCCCAUGAAGCCUUUGGACGCUGCAGAGCAGACCUGGAGGAGAGUUUGCAGCAAUGCAGUGGAUCACAAAGCAGAAGAGGAACUGAGGAAGGUAGACACACCUUUUGGGGUCUGUUCACACACUGAAAGACAUGUUUGGAAACUUGGGACAUCGGAACCAGGGUUGCCUGGAACUCCCUGUUGAGAGUACCUUACUUGGUUGAGAGGCAAAUCUUUUACCCCCAUUUUCAAUAAUUUUAUUUGUAUAGCAUGUACAGAACAUUUAUAAAAAGGGCAUCAGGACAGAAAAGUAUAUUCUGUAGAAAAGCCAUAAGAAUCCCUAACAACACCAAAUCACUAAAAAACGAGACUACGGCAUGAAAAGAAAGAGUUUGAAGGGCCCCAAGGAGGCGACAAAGGGCCAGAUCAGUCCAGCAAUUCUUUCAAAUAAAGUCAUACUUGGCUGGAACGAGGCAAUCCAUUGUAUGAGUCAAGAAAGGCCCCCAUAUUGGGACAUGGCUCUUCCCGAAUGCUUGGCAUAUUGGCAUCGAGUGCAGAAGAAUUGCCAAAGCAGACAAAUAUGAAAGUGUUUGCUGUCCUUUCUUGACCUAUGUUAAUAAGGACUGGGCCUUGCUACAAGCUCUGCAGGCUCAGAUUGCUUUGUAGGAAGCGUAUUCACAAUUUUCACACGCAUGAUGUCUUUAUGGUGAGACAAGGCAACGCUGAAAAUGUUAGUAACAAUUUACUUUACUGUAUGUGGAAAACACUCUAUUUUUGUAUAGAAUGCCUGUGGAACCUGAUUUGUUAUUAAUGGUUUUUUUGUUAUUAUUAUUUAAUGCACUGUUAUUAUCCAAAUGGAACACUCACACACACCUCCCGAUCUGGUGCAGCCAGAAAUCUUGGCAGCUUUAAGUUCAUGAAUUAACUUUUCCAAGGAAACAGUGAACAGAGUCUUUUGAUACUUUACAUCCUUCCAGCUUUGGGUUAUAGUUAGACCCUUUCUUGUAUGUGUUUCUGUUUUGUAGCUGUUUGAGGUCCGCCCAGUCUGGUCUCGUAAUGCUGUGAAAGCCAAUAUAAGCAUCCACCCUGACAAGCUCAAGUUCCUUCUGCCUUACUUAGCUUACUACAUGGUGAGUGCAUUAUGUUUCGUGUGUGUGUGUGUGUUGCUUUCUUAAAAAGAGUUCCCAACAGCUCAUAUAGUGACAAUAGAUUGAAAUGUUCACUAUUUAGUAAAUGCAGUAGUGAUCAAAUGUAGUUGCCAGAAAGCAUGCAGCUGGGAAGAAUUUUUUUUGGCGGGGUGGGGGCACUCAGUAAUAUAUUCCAGAAUGUAAAAAAAUUGUUGGCCUUCUUAGGCAACUUAUAUCAGAGGCAGGGAACCUUUUUCAGCCCAGGGGUCGCUUUAGCUCACAGGCAGCUCUUUAGGAGCCACGUUCCAGUGCUGGGCAGGGCAGGGCCUGAGGCAAAGAGGUGUGGCCAGUGGCAAAAGUCAGUGGGAGUUGCUGGGAACUGUAGGACAGGAGAAUACUCUUGUGCUCUGGUCCUGCUUGUGGUUUUCAGACAGGCAUCUCGUCGGCCAUUGCGAGAACAGAAUGUUGGACUAGAUGGGCCAUUUGCCUGAUCCAACAGGGCACCUCUUAUGUUCUCAUGUUCAGUGGGUGUUACUCUUGCCCUUGUACAAUAGGCUGCAUUCCAACCAUGCAAAAGCCCCUGGUUUCUACACAUACAGACAUACCUUUCUCCUUCCAGAUAUAUAAGAACCAUUGCCACAGUUCAGGGAUACAGUCCAAUCUAGCAAAAGCACUUGAGGGAUGUGUGGCAUGAGGGGAGGCAUGACCUGGGAAGCGUCCUGUGGGCUGGGUAGAGAGGACUGAAGGUGUGCAUUCGGGGCUUAAGCUUGAGGUUCCCCACCUGUGAUUCAUCCAAGUUUCCAAAGCACAUGUUAAAUUGUCUCCAUCUUGGCAGUGCUCCAUUCCUGAAAGCUACAAUUUUUUUAUUGGGGUAUUGUCAUUUCCCCCCUAUUUUGUGAUUGACAAGAAAGCAAUCAUUCAAAGCAGAAGAGAAGAGAGGAGAGAAGGGAGAAGAGUUGGUGGAAGAAGAUUGGAAAAAGUUUAAAGACUAUUUACAGAAAUAUUGUAAAAUUAAUGAAUGUUAGAAUGAUGUUGGAUAGAAACUAAAUGGUUUCUAGCUGUAAUGUUAUAAGGGAAUAUGAAAAAAUGGACUAUUAAUAGGUAAAAAUCUAAUGUUACAAUACUCUAAGAUUGAAGACUAGGAUAAACAAAGAGGGGAGGGAUUUGCUGAACUAACAAACUGAAUUGGAAUACAGAAAAGGGAGGCGUGAGGAGGUCCGGGAAAUAAGCAAAUGAAAGAUAAGUGAUUGAAAGACUGAAUUGUUUUUAACUAUUUUUAUUUUGUAUUUUUCUUUUUUCUUUUUUUAUUUUGUAAUAUUUUGAAAAUCUUAAUAAAUAUCUUAAAAAAAACAACAACAAAGCAUUUAUAUCCUUCUCUUUACUUAAUGGUCUCAGAGCAGAUAACAAGUAAACAGAGCACAAACAGUGUAAUACAAACAGCAUGCGGUUUAAAAGAAAUAGGAAUCAAAAGUUUUUUAAAAAAUUGUAUUAUUUAUUUAUUCAGUUUCUAUCCUGCCCACCCUCCCAAAGGAGCCCAGGACAGUAGUUUCUUUAUUCAGCACUCAUAAAAUUGCCCACAGACCCCCUCUACUGUGGUGCAAGAGUUAGUGUUCUGGGAAGUUUUGAAAUAACUUUGAAAUAAAGUUUUGAAAUGGGACAUUUUUCUCCACUCUCUAGAAGUAAAAUCUAGAUGGCGGCAAUGACAGGGGCCAGCCAUAAAUGGCUUUUCUGUGCACAAUUUCCUUUCCUUCCCAUUUUCCUAAACCUAAAAAUCUAAAGUUUUGCUGCCACCAACACUUUUAAAGGUCUUGACAGCAGCAAAAUCGUGGUACAUUUUUUUGCAGCUGUUGUUAAAAUGAUUGUGGUGUUGUGAUGUUUUUUAAUCUGAGAGUGCUUUUUAAUAAAAAGGUUAUUUCAGUCCUAUGUUUGGAUGUAAGAUUAAAAAAAAAAGCAUCAAAACCAGAGCCUCACAUUCUUGUAAUUCUGUGUGCCCCUGUAGCUAACCGGACCCUGGAGGAGCCUGUGGGUCCGCUUUGGUUAUGAUCCCAGGGAACACCCAGAAGCAAAGUUCUACCAGGUCCUGGAUUUCAGAAUUCGCUGUGGAAUGAAAUACGGUAAAAAUGGAAGCAGGCCAUCAGAGUACUGUUGUACUCUUUACUAUCAGUGCCUUUUGGGUGGGCGGCAGAGGAAAGGUCUAGGCUACAAAAGGACCAAGCAGCCAAAUAUAUAUAUCUAUUUAAAAUUCCUGGUAUAAUUUGUUUCUCUUUGAGAGGUGCUCUUCUCCAUCAUCUCUUCUGCCUCCACAGACGUGUUUUAUUUUCCCCCAGGGUACGCCCCUAAUGACAUGCCGGUGAAAGCUAAACGCAGCACCUACAACUACAGCCUGCCCAUCACCGUGAAAAAACCAGGUAUGUGGUACAGGCAAGAGGGUGGGUAGAUAUUUCUUUAUCUUGUUUAGUGAAUUAAACAAUUGUGAUUUCUUCCAUCAAUUCGCAGGGGUGUCCUUUGUGGCUCUCUCUGAUCCUGGUACAAUUCAAUGAGAUGAACCUCCCUUUUGGGGCUCCUGAGCAGAUGCCUGCUGAAAACAGGGCUUGCUGUCAUCACUGAUUGCAAGUCCUGCUUUCAGCAGGGAUCUUUUCAGAUGCGGCUUGAAAUUAAAGCCGGGAUUGCAAAGGAAGGAAGGAAUUUCACUCUCAGUUCUUCCUUUGAAGUUGAAUCACCUGACAUCAUAUGACACCAGGUGAUUGACAGGUAGGUGGCUUCAUCUGCCUGUCAAAAGUGGCCUCUGGUGAGUGGGCCAGUUCAUCAGCCUUUGUGAGAUACUUGCCUCUCAAAUGCUGAUGUCUGUGCUGUGUGGUAGACCACAUGCUCUGCACACAGGAGACCCCACUAUCAAUCCCCACUCUGUCCAGGUUGGGCUGGAAAACUGCCCUGUCUGAAAUCCCAGGGAGCUGCUGCCAGUCUGCAGACAGUACUGAGGCAGAUGGAUCUGUGGUCUGUCUUGAUAGAAGGCAGCUUCAUAUAUUCCUUUGCCAGUUGCACACAGAACCAGUAGUUACCAGGUACUGCAGGGCAUUUAUUAUUUAUUAUUAUAAAACAGGAUCAACAGGUUGUCAUGUUGUAGUUUGUUCUUCCAUCCUUGGUGUCAGUCAAGAAAAAGUGGAUAGAGAGAAGUUAAAUUUCCCCCUUUCAUAAUACUAAAACUUGGGUACCAUCCAACGAAGCUGAAUCUUGACAGGUUCUGGGCAGACAAAAGAAAGUAAUUUUUCACACAGUACAUAGUUUGAGUGUGUAAUUCUCUCCAGCAAGAUGUAGUGGUGGCCAACAACUUGGAUGACUUUAAAAGAAAAUUUGACAAGUUCAUGGAGGAAUAAAGCUAAUCAAUGGCUGCUAGUCAUUAUGGCUAUGUUCUUUCUCCACUGUCAGAGGCAAUAUGCCUCUGAAUGCCAGUUGCUAGGAAUCACAGGUAGAGAAAGUUGCUGUUGCAAUCAUGUCCUGCUUUGGGGCUUCCUAGAAGAGGCUUUUGGUCAGCCACUGUGAGAACAGGAUGCUGGACUAGAUGGGCCUUUGCCGUGAUCCAGCAGCCAGGCUCUUAAGUUGCUGUGCAACAUGUGAUUUGGGGACUCUCUUCCUGCCCUUUGCAGCGAGCCAUGUAGUUGGCAUCCAGGACCUUAAGCAAGGACUGAGCACCUCUGGGAUGUCCAGUCCACGGAAAUCUGCUUUCAGCAAGUAUAAACUUAAAGUAGGUAUUUGACUUCCUCCUUGUUUUUCCUCCUGACUUCACCCUUUUCUCCUCUUGUGGCGUACUAGGAAGAUCUGUCUCCAGACACAUUGUCUCCUCUGGGGAAAUACAGAUUUGGUCACGUGAAAGAAAUGGGUAGCAGCUUAAAGGCAAAAUGCCCAAUAGUAUAAAUUCAUCCUCCUGUCACUGUGGAGGUGGGAAUCCUUGGGGUUGAUGCAAGGGAGACCCAGUUACCCUGUUCAAGUCCAGAGGGCUGCUCUGGGAAAUGGAAAUGUGGCGGUUUGGGGAGGAAGAGAUUGAAUAUAACAACCAUGAUGACUCUUUGUGGGUUCUGUAUUGGAGAAGAGGAGGAAGUUGGGGUGACAAUCUGACUUUGGAGGAGCUAAGGGUUUUCUCCAACAGUCAAGUCAGCAACAGAGGGUCCCGUUGUGGAAACAUUUUUACUUUCAGUUCCAUUGUCUUUUGGUGUCUUCAAUCCCUCUGCUUCUUCCUCUCUCAGGAUUCAAUUUACAUCUUCCGAGAAGGUUCCCUGCCUCCUUAUCGACAGAUGUUCUACCAGCUUUGUGACCUGAAUGUGGAAUGGUACUUGUGCUUGAUCAAAAGGGGCUCUAAAGUAACUUGGGGGGGGGCAAUUUAUGUCUGUGUUCAUGCAUGUCUUUUGUAUGUCUGUCUGAACCUCAAAGGUAUGCUCCCCGCUGUGGUGGCCCUGCAAGCAAAACCUGAUCUGAAUUUUUCCAUGGGUACCUUGCAGUAAUGGAAAAUUCAGCUUCCUGUAGGGAGAGGAGAAGGCUUGCACUCCUUAAACAUUGAACCUUCAGGAGAGAGUACCUUUGUUUCCCCUUCUUAGGCAGUUCCCAGCAUUCCUUUGAAACAGGAACCCACAAUUACCAGGGACCAGGGUUUUAAAAAUCUACAUUUGAUGGGCUUGUUGGUUCUUCCACUGAUGAUUUGCCACAUCCAGACUCUGAGUCUUUUUGUCCUCAGUUUAUUUUUUGAGACCAGGGUCAACCUUCACAAGGGAAUCAGACCUAAUUUGUUCAGUCCUUUUGGGGGAAGAGAGAAUCUGAGACUAGUCUCUGUUCAGCUUGCAGAAGAUCAUUCGCCGGAAUGAUGGCAUGGAGAUGGUGUGUACAGAGAGGGACGGCUGGUGUCUUCCCAAGACCAGUGAUGACUUGCGGGAUACCAUGUCUCUGAUGAUAAAGCAGAUCAUCCGCUCCAAAAGGCCUGGUAAUAUACUAUUAAUCAAGGGAGGUCAGAACCUGGCAAUGAAUCCAGGUUUUUACAAAUGUUAACCUGACCUGGGACAGCUUGUGUGGCUCUUCUAAGAAAGCUCCUGCCGCUUGCAGCUUGAAUUACUUGUAUUGGAUUUUUUAUUUUUUUAAAGUAUGAUUAGGGAUGUCUUUUCAAUAUAUUGAAAACAUAUAGUCCUCCACCCAAGUUCAUUUUAUUAAUGUAGCUUAGGCUUAUAAAAAUCAAUCCAUUUUAUUGACUGAAAUUCAUUGCUAGGUGACCUUGGGCUGGUUACCAAAGCUCAUGUCUCCACUGUCAGCAUGAUGCCUCUGAGUGCCAGUUGCUGUGAAUCACAGGUGCAGAGAGUGCUGUUGUGCCUAGAUGCUGCUUGUGGGCUUCCUAAAAGAGGCACUUGGUUGGCCAUUGUGAGAAAGAGAGUCCUGGACUAGAUCAGCCUUUAGUUCUCUCAGCUUAAUCCCUGUCACACAUUGGUUGUCUUAGGAUAAUAGACACCUUGCGCUCCUUGGAGGAGAAGCAGGAUAUAAAUUUGAAUAAUAACAAUACAUAAUCAAUUAAGAUUUACUAAAUCAACUAACAACCCUAGAUACGCAUAUUUGUUGGAGGGAGAAAUAACUGCUUUUGGAAUUACAAUGGAAAUCAGUUUCUUCCUGCCACUGCUGGCUGUCUGUUUCCUUCAGAUGGGACCCCUGAGGGAGUAAUUCUGACUGACCUUUGGCUACCCCGCCCCUUUUGCCCCAGUGGAAUUCCUCAGCCAUCCCUCCACUCAUCCAUCCCUGACAUUAUCUUCAUCCCUUUCCCCAUCUUUUGCUCCAGCUCUGUUCACAAGCACUUCGAACACAGAAGAGGGCAAAGAGCAGCUGGCGUUCGAGUCCGGAGAGGAAGAGGAGGAGGAGGAGGAAGAGGAGGAGUUCAAAGAACCAUCUGAUGGGAGUGAGAAUGAGAUGGAGACAGAGAUUCUGGACUAUGUGUGAUGCACCAGAACUGGCACUGUGGACCUAUUCCUGGCGAGGACCUUUGCUUCUCAUGUCCCUACAGGCAAGACAGGAAGCCAGGCCUAAUGAGACAAGAACCCAUCCAUGUCUCUUCUACUCAUCUUUGGGUUCUGUUCUUUACAGACCCCUAUGUGUGCCUUUUUGAUACUGAUUUGGGGGUGAAGAUUGUGAUGAGUAAGGCUGCUUAUCCUUGAGCUCUGCAGACAUGGCAAAUGUGCAAGUAAUGGGGCUGGAGAUACCUUAUCCUGAGAGGUUUUGCUAAGUAUUCCUCUAAUGAAGGCUUAGCUAAUUGGUUAACACACAAGCCUGGUAGACCUUCAUCUUGGCAUUGGUUAGCAUCUCAUUCUCCCAUAUCCUUUAGGAGAGGCAAGCCAUUGCCGUAGCCACCUUACUAAUACACCUGUCCAGCUCUACCACCACAGACGUGUGGUCACCAGGGCUGGUGCACGGAGUGCUGGUGAUGUCCUGACCUAAGAUUUUAGUCUUUUGUCAGGCUGAUGAUGAAGCCAAACUCCAUACAGUCUUGGGCAAAAUGUUUGAUGAGUUUCUGUGGAGUUUCUUUGGAGUGUGCUGUCAAGGCUGUGUCAUCUAUGAACAAUAUAUAUUGGAUAAGAACUUGCCACACUUCUGCCUUGGCCUGGAGUUGUGCCAGGUUGAACGGACUCCCACCACUCCUUGAAUGGAUGCACAGCACACACUGUCUUCGGUCAAACUGAAGGCAUAUGAGAACAACAGGUUGAAGGCUAUGCCAAAGAGACUCCUUAGUGUAGUGAUAAAGCUGGAUAUCAAAUCCAAACUCCUCUUCUUCUCUUGUGGACUUUAGGUGGGCAUCUUACCUUUUCAGUUGAUGAGGUCAAAGGCCUGAAGUCCAAAUACCUGACCAGGAGCCCUUGUGACUGUGCAUAGAUUAAGUUUGAGUAAUAGUAGUUUUUCCUCUUAUGUUGCCAUUGAAAGAGUAUAAAGCAUUCGUAUACUGAUGAACGUGUGAGUGGGGUUCAAAGUGAAGAUAAUGAUUUAUGUUUGAAUUAAAUUUAGAUCAACCAAAUUGAGUCAAAUGCUGAUCAGAGGAAUUGUUCAUUUUCUGGAAUACUGGCAUAUGCUAUGAAAUUAAACCACAUUGGGGUAAAGCCAUCUUUUUUUAUCUGUCCAUCUGUUAACUGUAGUUUAUUUGUAACUCUCUCAAGGAGGAUUGUUUCCCAACCGUGUUUUGUACCAAUGGUCUGUCAUCGUGCCAGAAAGCUCUUUCCAGUGUCUGGUUAUGUUGCAUCUCACUGCUUGUAAUAAAUGGCUUGUUAAUUCUAUAUUAUGUAAAUUCAGAUGAUCAUGUAAUAUAUUUAAUAAAACUAAUUCUCAUUUG